GAAGCCAUUCAAUGAUGACAUUUUAUUGUUGAUUUUUAAAAGUUAUAAAAUUAAUCAAUUUAUUUAGACAUGUUUUUUUUUAGAGUUAAAAUUGUGAAAGGUCUUUGAACCAUUAGCGUUUUAGGAGUCUAGGAAGGGCAGCCUGAGAUUGUGAGGGAGGAAAGGUCUUCAAUCAAAGAGUUUGAAUGAAGGGAAAGGCGGUUGCGGAAUCUUUUAUAAAAGUGUUUGGCUUCUUCAUGGAUUAUUUUUAGGUUCAGUCUGUGUGGAGAGUAUGAUUAGAUAUGUAAGGGGGAGCAUUGAUUAAUUUUCUUAGCACAAUGUUACGGAAGGAUUGAAUUUUAUUUAAAUUUGUCUUUUUUGCACUUCCCCAUAAUUGCAUGCUGUAAGUCCAGAUUCGUUUCAUCAAUGUUUUGAAGAUCAGGAGUUUGAUAUUAGGGGAAGUAUGUUUAUUGGAGAUUAGAGGUUAGAGGAUACGAAAACGGUUGUUCAGUGAUAGUCUUUUUGCUCUAAUAUGGUGGGCCAAUGUUAAUAUUUUAUCUAGUGUAAGACCAAGGUAUUAACUGUAGGAGAGGAUGGAAUUGGAGCACCAUAUAAAGUUACCUCGGGGGAGGAGCUAGUCUAAGUGUAAAUAGGUAGUGUGUGUAGACUUGUUAUGGUGUAUUUUGAAUCUCCAAUUGAUAUACGAGUUCUCCAUAAGGUCUAGGUGAUUUUGAAGGUUUGCAGAGGCUAUGAGUGGAUUAUCAUUCAUAGAGAUGAUUACAUUGUCGUUGGCAUAGUCUUCUACUGAUGCAUUUAGUGUAAUUGGUAAAUCUACGCCGAAUAUAUUAUAGAGAACGGGGAAUAAAAUGCCACCCUGAGGGACCCCAGCACUUAUACUGCCAAUACUUGACGUGUCAGACCCGUGUCGUAUUUGGAAGGUACGUUCAGUUUCGUUUGAUUUGAUUAUAAGAUAGAAGGUUGAAGGGAGCAAUGUUUUUAGCUUAUGUAAGAAACCAGAGUACCAAACUCUAUCAAAGGCUUGUGAUACGUCUAAGAAAGUAGCUGUACAAAAUAAUUUUUUUCCAGGGAGAAAGAAAUUGCAUCUACUUCCCUGUGCAGUUGAUGGAUCGUCAAAUGUGAAGAACGAAAACCAAACUGAUAGCCUGGCAGAAUUUUCUUAUCAGAAAUUUCUGUCGACUCAUUUGGUGACUAAACAAAGAUCAUUGUUGAAUAAUUAUCAUACAUAAGCCGCUCAUUAUGUAGAAGUUUAACCCUCGUUAGGUUGGGCCAUCGUGUUUUCGAGGUGUGAAUAUAUUAUGGUGCCGAUGUGACUGCAAUGAUGGCAAUGCGGCGAUGACGGCAGCCAGCAGCGUCACCUGAGUGGCCGGCCGGUUAUGCUCGGGUCGGCGUACCCGGAUGUCGUUUAAAUGGACGGCGUCAACGUCACGGCCGCAGUGUACGAGCACAACGAGACAGUGGUGUCGUGGCCGAGGAACGCGACGACCGCCGCCGUACCGUCAUCAACGUACACGGCGCUGGAAGCGUUCACCAUCGGCUCCGUGUUGUUCCUGGUCAUCGUGGUGACGAUCGUCGGCAACGUGCUCGUCUGCAUCGCCGUGUGUCUGGUCCGCAAGCUCCGGCGCCCGUGUAACUAUCUGCUCGUGUCGCUGGCCGUUUCCGACCUGUGCGUGGCCCUGCUCGUCAUGCCCAUGGCCCUGCUCUACCUGGUCCUUGGAAAAUGGCCGUUUGGCACGUUCAUGUGCGACCUCUGGGUGUCAUUCGACGUACUGUCUUGUACCGCGUCCAUAUUGAACCUGUGCAUGAUCAGCGUGGACAGGUACUACGCCAUCACCAAGCCGCUCGAGUACGGCGUGAAGCGGACUCCUCGACGGAUGCUGGUAUGUGUGUCGCUAGUAUGGCUAGGUGCGGCGUGUAUUAGCCUGCCGCCGGUGCUCAUACUGGGCAAUGAGCACUCGACGGUGGACGGGGUACCGCACUGCACCGUGUGCCAGAACUUCGGUUACCAGAUAUACGCGACACUAGGGUCGUUUUACAUACCACUGACCGUCAUGAUCACGGUGUACUACAAGAUCUUCCGGGCCGCCCGCAAGAUUGUGCUGGAGGAACGGCGGGCGCAGAGCCACCUGGAAAACAGCCACUGUUACCUGGAGAUUAGCGUCAAGAACGGCGUUGGCCCGGUCGAGUCGAAAAUCGCCGCCACCGCGCCGGAACGUGGCCAACACGGUCACCGGGCCAGCAGCAGCGCCAGCACCGUCACCACGUGUAGUGGAACGAUAGGGAGCGGUGCACGUGGUGGUGACGGGUGCCGAUGCUGUUCAAUGGUACGCCGGUCGGUGGGCGAGUACCAGUGCCCAGUGCUGAUGGUGGUACCCAGCAACGGCCACAAUGCAGGACGUCCGGCGGCGGCCACCAAGAAGCCCGAGUCUGGCGGAAAGAAGCUCAGGUUCCAGCUGGCCAAGGAGCGGAAGGCGUCCACCACGCUGGGCAUCAUUAUGAGCGCGUUUACCGUGUGCUGGUUACCGUUCUUCGUGCUGGCGCUGGUCAGGCCGUUCCUCAGCGACCCGUCCAGCAUACCCAGCUCGCUGAGCAGCCUGUUCCUGUGGCUGGGCUACGCAAACUCGCUACUGAACCCCGUAAUCUACGCCACGCUGAACCGAGACUUCCGAAGGCCGUUCCAGCAAAUACUGUACUUCAAGUGUGGCUCGCUAAACCACAUGAUGCGCGAGGAAUUUUACCAUUCGCAGUACGGUGACCCUGAGCCACAGCACUCCACACACUAUUGCGUGAUACCCGGAGAGCCGAGCAUAGUGCCGCACCACCCGUCCCCGACCAAGCCGGACGACACGCGGACCACCGAUUCCAAUCAACAAACCCUGGCGUCCGAGUCGUUCCUCUAGUAAAUUAUACUCAAUUAUUACCACGACGACAACGAUAACAUUAAGUUUAUGAUAUUCAUUCGACACGGUGGUACAUCUAGAACAGCGGUAGUUGCACCGUCGGGUAACGGGCGGUAGUCGACAACAAUAAUAUUAUAUUGUACAAUAAUUUUAUGCUGCGACAUGAGAUUAUGUUUGCCGAUUUUAUUUCAUUAUAUUAUCCUCUUCGAUUCUGUUUACGGACUCUGAGCAAAAAAAAAAACAAUAAUAAUAAUAUGUUAAACGAUUCCGAGUGUCAAAAACUGCAAAAAAUGGUAUAUAACAUAAUAUUUAAAAUUCAUUGUAACAUAAAUAUUAUACAUAAUUUAUAUAUCAUCUGUUUUUGUUUUUGUUUUUACAAUCGCGCAAUAAACACUUAAUUACAAUUCACGGUUUGAUAUCUGAUUAUAAAAUCUUCCCGGAGUUUGACAUAUUAGUUUUAACCGUAAUAAUCCUCAAUUAUAUUAUAUCAGAAACCUUUUACGAUGAUUCAAUUGUUUUGUCGACAACAGCGUGAUCAAAGAUGUUAAAAAAUGAGUAAUUUAUGUUAAAAUUGUUUGUAAUAUUAUCUAAUUGAUUUUGUGUAGUUUGUGUCUUCCGUUGUGAUCACUUUGAUAUCUAUUUAUUCAGACGCAUUACGCUUAUAUACGUAUGUGUAGUCGGUACACAUUAUGUAGAGAGGUACUAAUUUAUUUUCUCUGAACUACUGUAAUAAAUUGAAUACUUUCAAUUCAUUUUCAUUUUUCAGUUCAUUAUUAUUUGUAUCUUCCAUUCAAUGUUGAACAACGCAUUUAGAAAAAAAUAUUAAGCAACUCAUACUUAUUCACAUGCAUAAAAAAAUAUGUUUCCAAUAAUUUUAAUUACUUAAUAUAUCCAGUAUAUGCACUUCAAUCAUAAAAAUAAGAAAUUAAUCUCAUCACAUUGCUCAUGGUUACACAUUUUUAUAGAAAUAUAUCUAAUGUCACGAAUGCCAAUUUCAAUAUACAAAUAAAUUAAGUUAUCUAUUGAUUUUUAACUAUAUCUUAUUUUUUUAAUGAUCUUAAGCAUCGGCAACUAUGCAGGCCAUUAGAGUUUUGUAGGGGGGGAGGGGUUACGAUUGGUUGAAGAACACAUGUAUGUGGGACGACGAUUUGCCACUAAAACCAGGGUGGUCACCCAUCCAGGAACUAGUGAAAGCGGCCGAUGCUUGACCUAAAAACAUGUAAAUGACUAAGGCCAACCACCGAGCCAUACCAGACCCCCUAUGUCAUAUUAUUUGUACCCACUGAAAAUAUUUUGCUUAUUUAACUGUACAUUUUUAUAUUCUUUGUUGAAACUUAUCUUCACGACUAUUUAAAAUGUACCAUAUACCUACGACCUAUCAAAUAAAAGUUCUUUAUUAAC
Acyrthosiphon pisum (pea aphid) is the source of this 4298-nucleotide messenger RNA. Its product is annotated as 5-hydroxytryptamine receptor 1. Gene Ontology annotation, cellular component: plasma membrane. Gene Ontology annotation, biological process: adenylate cyclase-activating adrenergic receptor signaling pathway; positive regulation of MAPK cascade. Bases 1407 to 2897 code for a protein of 496 amino acids. Gene Ontology annotation, molecular function: G protein-coupled receptor activity. The transcript has 6 exons. The record is from RefSeq and is a predicted model, not a curated record. Lineage: Eukaryota; Metazoa; Arthropoda; Insecta; Hemiptera; Aphididae.